AUGACGAACUCAGACAGCACCAGCGAACAACGACUGGACACAUUCGACCUCACCUCACGUUUAAUCCCUCAACUCGAUCGCCAUCUGGUCUUACCCCUGCUCGAAUUUCUCGAUUCAAAUGGAAUCUAUCCGCACCAACAACUGCUCCAGGCGAAAUACGAUGCACUGAAAGAAACAAACAUGAUCACCUAUCUUACCGGCCUUCACCGUGAACUUUACGACUUAGAUGACCAGGCUCCAGUCCCUCAAGAAUUCUCUCAGAAAGAGGAACAAGUAAUGAACAAAUUGGACACACUGCAGGAAUCCGUCGAUCAAAUCAUGUCAGUCAUCUCUGCCCCCGAAGUAGUCGCUGCCCUCCGACAGGACAAGGCCCAGAACUUAGCCUACCUCGAAAAAGAGCACAACGUUACCCUAUCCCAGAUCGCAGUCUUGUACCAGUACGGACAUUAUAACUACACCAUCGGGAACUACGGGGGCUCUUCCGAUUACCUUUACCAUUUCCGAGUACUUUCGACCGAUAACGAACUCGUUCUCUCUUCAUUAUGGGGCAAACUAGCAUCGGACAUCUUGGAAGGUUCGUUUGAUGCCGCCUUGGAAGAGCUCAACCGUUUGAAGGAGCAACUCGAUCAACGCACCGGGUAUGGGAACCCACUCCAAUCCUUACAGCAGCGAACCUGGUGGUUGCAUUGGAGCCUGUUCGUCUACUUCAACCACGACAAGGGACGGAGUUCUUUAGUCGACGCAUGGCUUGGCCAGGGGUACCUGAACACCAUCCAAACGAGCUGUCCCUACCUCCUACGAUACUUGGUCGUCGCCCUUGUCGUCUCCAAGCGAGCUGGUUCGGGAUCGCUCAAAGGACCAAGCUCCUCACGCGGCUCACGAGAGACGAUCAAAGAGGUCUUACGGGCGGUUAGCCAAGAAGCCUACCAAUAUUCCGAUCCGAUCACCGAGUUCCUCCUCAACCUUUACGUUAAGGUUGACUUUGAGGCCGCUCAGAAGGCACUCAAGCAGUCCGAGAAGGUCUUCAACGUCGACUUCUUCCUCUCCGAGGAGAUGAACCCCUGGGUCGAGAACUGUCGGAUCAUGAUCUCUGAGACGUAUUGCCGCGUCCACCAUCGGAUUGAUAUCGCUGACCUUGCCAGUCGCUUGGGCCUUAACGAUGACGGCGACGGCCAUCACGAGGAGGGGGAGAAAUGGAUUGUAAACCUCGUCCGAGACGCCCGUUUAGACGCCAAGAUUGACUUCAAAGAGAUGAACCAUCCGGCAUCCUCGGUUUACCAAACCGUCAUCGAACGCGCGAAGCGAAUCACUGCGAUUUCGCAAGAUCAGACCUACAAGCUGGGCGCGCUCGCAUUGGCCCAACAAGACGGACAAUCAACCGAUGCCACUGCUGGGUUUUUGCUCGGAGUGAGCAGCGUUUUUUUAUCUCGUUUCGAUGAUGCCCCUUCAAUCCUAGUGACAACGCCCGCGGGCAUUGCACCCCUUAAAGUUACACCGCAUGGUCGUGCCUACGGUCGCCAAGCAACUUCUGAGACAAGAGUCGAAAAGGAACACUGGAUCAACAAUCGCUGA
Molecule: messenger RNA, 1572 nt
Organism: Puccinia triticina
Lineage: Eukaryota; Fungi; Basidiomycota; Pucciniomycetes; Pucciniales; Pucciniaceae
Exons: 8
Coding region: 1-1572 (523 amino acids)
Biological process (GO): translational initiation
Cellular component (GO): cytoplasm; nucleus; eukaryotic translation initiation factor 3 complex
Molecular function (GO): translation initiation factor activity
Source: RefSeq, a predicted model, not a curated record